CUCGUGUACAGCAGCUCUUACAGCUCUGAACUUUACAAAUAAAACCAAACAUUUUUGGGGAAAUAUCCAGGAAACAUCUCAUCAUGUGCAGAGGACUGGAAUCACUGCCUACCACCUGCCUGGAAAGGGCAAAGGAGUUAAAAGCUUUGUUUGGAAGUUUACUGCAAAAGUCAGAUCACAGCAUCCUGUCCAAGAAAUAUGACAAACUGAGGUUCAAUCUCGACGAGCCUUUGAAAUGGAAGGAGUCGUUCGAGAAACUGUUGUCCAGUCAAAAUGGACUGUGCCUGUUCAGAGCGUUCCUGGUCUCAGAGUUCAGUGAGGAAAACAUCGCCUUCUACUUGGCUUGCGAGGACUACCGGGUGACGAAACCAUCGAAACUGGCCGCCAAAGCCAAGCAUAUUUACGACCAGUUCAUCGUCUGUGACGCACCACGAGAGGUAAAUCUUGACCAUGUGACCAAAGCCAUCACGAAGGAGAACCUUGAGAAUGCCAGCCAGUCAUCCUUCAGCCUGGCCCAAGCUAAAAUCUACACCCUGAUGGAGAAGGACUGCUACCCUCGCUUCCUCAAGUCCUCCACGUACCUGGAGCUCAGCAGAAAGGCCAAGUCAGGCUAAAAUAAAAACUGUAUUAAACUGGACACAGUUUGCUGACACAUAGUGGAAAGGUUUACAUGGAAUAAAUGCAACCUGGAGUUGCACGCCAGGUUAUGGAGUAACUAUGGGCAAUCGGAGGUUGGCGCCCGAGCUGGAAACUGAAGGACACAUGAAGCUGUGACAAGAGACGGCCCUGAAGGCGAUGUCUGCCUCUGAAAGAGACACCUGUACUGUACAUACAGGGCUGCAUGGACGCAGCCGUAAUUUAUUAAAUGCUGAAGGACAGAAAUGAGUUUACACAACAAAUCUACCACUGUCUGGAAGAUGCUCAUUAGUGUUUAUUUAUUUGCUAUUUAUUUAAAGUAUUUAAUAUAUAUUAUAUAUUCUGUUUUUCUAUGUUUUUUUAUCUGUAUGUGAAAAUAAAUGCAUUGAAUAAAAGAUAU
Trematomus bernacchii (emerald rockcod) is the source of this 1036-nucleotide messenger RNA. RefSeq names its product regulator of G protein signaling 5b (gene rgs5b). The record is from RefSeq and is a predicted model, not a curated record. The transcript has 5 exons. NCBI's taxonomy places the organism in Eukaryota, Metazoa, Chordata, Actinopteri, Perciformes, Nototheniidae. Bases 84 to 614 code for a protein of 176 amino acids.